AUGCAAAGUUGUGAAAUCUCCUCAGACGGCGCUGAUGAUCCCCUUAGUAGCGGCCUGCGCACUCCUCGGCAGCCUCGAGUAGUCGUGAUCGGCGCUGGCUUGGCCGGACUCGCUGCAACCAAGGUCUUGCUCAAGAGGGGCUUCACUGAUGUCACAGUCCUCGAAGCCCUAGACCACAUCGGCGGGAGAGUUCAAAGUAUUAAGCACGGCGAAACAGCUUUGGAGUUAGGAGCCACGUGGAUCCACGGCGGCACCGGGAACCCGGUGUACCACUUGGCCGAGGACAACGGGCUGCUGGAGCACACCGCGGAUGGCGAGACGAGCGUCGGGCGCAUCAGCUUGUACAGCAAGAACGGUGUCGCGCACUAUCUGACCAAUGUUGGCAAGAGGAUCCCCAAAGACCUCGUGGAGGAGUUCAGUGAUCUCUACAAUGAGGUGUACGAGCAGACUCAGGAAUUCUUCCAACACGGGAAGCCCGUCGGCGCCGAAAGCCAGAACAGCGUUGGCAUCUAUACGCGAGAUGUCGUGCGCAAGCGGAUUACAAUGGACCCAGAUGAUUCCGAAAGCACCAAGAAGCUCAAACUGUCCAUGCUUCAGCAGUACCUCAAGGUUGAAAGUUGCGAAAGCAGCUCUCCCAACAUGGAUGAGGUGUCUCUGAGCGAGUUUGGCGAGUGGACAGAGAUCCCCGGCGCGCAUUACAUCAUUCCCACAGGUUUCAAUAAGAUCGUGACGCUCCUGUCCAGGGACAUCCCCCUUCACACCAUCUGCCUCAACAAACCAGUCCGCUGCAUCCACUGGAACUACUCGGCCCAGCGGGACGACACAAACCGGAACAACAACCACAAUCGAAAGACCCUCGACGCCGGGCACCCCGUUUGCGUGGAGUGCGAAGACGAAGAGUGGAUAAUGGCCGACCACGUGAUCGUGACGGUUUCCUUAGGUUUGUUAAAGCACAACCACGAGGCCAUGUUCUCACCUUCUCUACCUGAGGACAAAGUGUUAGCCAUUGAGAAGCUGGGCAUCAGCACCACAGAUAAGAUUUUCUUGGAGUACGCCGAGCCGUUCUGGAGUCCCGAGUGUAACAGCAUUCAGUUUGUGUGGGAAGACGAGGCCCAGCUUGAGCAGAUGACCUACCCCGAGGAGCUGUGGUAUAAGAAGAUCUGUAGCUUCGACGUGCUCUACCCUCCGGAACGCUACGGCUACAUGCUGAGCGGCUGGAUCUGUGGCGAGGAGGCUCUCUGUAUGGAGCGCUGCGAUGAUGAAACUGUAGCCGAGACGUGCACAGAGCUACUCAGGCACUUUACAGGGAACCCUGACAUUCCAAAGCCCCGCCGUAUCCUGCGUUCCUCCUGGGGUAGCAACCAAUACUUUCGAGGCUCCUACUCCUAUACCAGGGUAGGCUCCAGUGGCGGAGACUUUGAGAGGCUAGCCAUGCCACUGCCUUCCGCUAACAGCACCAAGGCUCCGGCCCUGCAGCUCUUGUUUGCUGGCGAGGCUACCCACCGCAAAUACUAUUCCACUACCCAUGGUGCAUUGUUGUCCGGACAGCGAGAGGCCUACCGUUUGGUGGAGAUGUAUCAGGACUGGCAAGCUGCUGACACCACAAAGCCUAAAAUGUAAAAAAAAAAAAAGACAAAACAGGUGUGGACAGGGGGGAAAAACAACAACAAAACUUCUUACAGCUUAAUUUAUAGUCUUAUAAAUAUAUAUAUGGUGGGCAUUAUUACUUUUGGUAAUAUUUUUACUCUAAUGUAGAUACAAAUCCUGCUACGUUGUAUGUCAGGUGAAAUGCUCGAAGGUUGCCAAUGGUGCUAUGUCAAAAACGAUACUUCUUAAUACCCAGAAACUAUCAUCUAAUGUCUUUAAUAACAGCAACCAUGAUUUAACUUGAUUUUUUAAUGUAAGUGCCUUCUGUACCCUAAUGUUUGUUUAUAUAAUGUGUGUGUAUGGAUAUAAAAACUAAGAGGUUUUCAACCAAUUAAAAGCUUUUAUUAUCAUCUCACAAAA
Molecule: messenger RNA, 2007 nt
Organism: Syngnathus typhle (broad-nosed pipefish)
Lineage: Eukaryota; Metazoa; Chordata; Actinopteri; Syngnathiformes; Syngnathidae
Gene: smox
Product: spermine oxidase
Exons: 6
Coding region: 1-1620 (539 amino acids)
Molecular function (GO): polyamine oxidase activity
Source: RefSeq, a predicted model, not a curated record